Daldinia vernicosa is the source of this 804-nucleotide messenger RNA. RefSeq names its product cytidine deaminase-like protein. The transcript is spliced from 3 exons. NCBI's taxonomy places the organism in Eukaryota, Fungi, Ascomycota, Sordariomycetes, Xylariales, Hypoxylaceae. Gene Ontology annotation, cellular component: cytosol. Bases 72 to 569 code for a protein of 165 amino acids. The record is from RefSeq and is a predicted model, not a curated record. Gene Ontology annotation, molecular function: zinc ion binding; cytidine deaminase activity.
UUACUUCGUUGGGGCGGCCACUUUGCUCUUCGGCUUCACCACUUCACCUUAGGUAGUCGAGAGAGCACAUAAUGCCUCCCCAGCACCAGAUCCUGCCAAGCGCAGAUGAGGCUGUAGUCGAAUCAACAUGUCAGAAGUACAAUCUGACUAAAGCAGAAUUCCGCGAGCUGCAUAGUCGUUGUGUUGCGGCUAAGUCGACGGCUUAUUGUCCGUACAGCCAGUUCCGAGUCGGCUCGGCUAUUAUCUCUGUCGACGGCGUCUAUUUCAACGGAGCUAAUGUCGAGAAUGCUUCGUACCCGGUCGGCACAUGCGCCGAGCGCGUGGCUUUCGGCAAGGCGGUGACUGAGGGACAUCGGAGAAUUAAAGCUGUGGCUGUAGCCACUGACAUAUCUCCCCCGGCUAGUCCGUGUGGGAUGUGUCGCCAGUUUAUUCGGGAAUUUUGCGAUCUUACGACCCCAAUUAUCAUGUUCGACAAGGACGACAACUUUUCAGUGUUCCGUCUUGAAGAGUUAUUACCUUUGUCUUUUGGACCUGAAGCACUCCCUCCACCAGGAUCACGCUCUGUUUGAGCCUAUAAUUAUUGUGUUUGGUGUGCGUUUCUGGCUGUAGCCUCGACGAUUGUGUUCUUAUAAAGUUUAGCCCAUCAAGAUUCGCGUGUUUCCAAGGAUCAUUGUGAUGGUCUACCUGAGGCUGCUGAGCUGGAUGGUAAAAUGCGGGGACCUGGGGUAGCGAGCUAUGCAUUAAAGGUUCAAUAUAAAUAUUCUGAUCCUUACUAGAUAGUAUAAAUUCUCUCAUGCAUCUCUG